Messenger RNA from Rhinopithecus roxellana (golden snub-nosed monkey), 342 nucleotides. Its product is annotated as secretoglobin family 1D member 2-like. The transcript has 3 exons. The record is from RefSeq and is a predicted model, not a curated record. Lineage: Eukaryota; Metazoa; Chordata; Mammalia; Primates; Cercopithecidae. The coding region runs from base 1 to 342 and encodes 113 amino acids.
AUGAGGCUGUCGGUGUGUCUCCUGCUGGUCACGCUGGCCCUUUGCUGCUACCAGGCCAAUGCUGUGGUCUGCCCAGCUCUUUUUUCUGAGAUCUCAGGCUUCUUAUUCAUUAAUGAACCUGUGUUCAAGUUAAAACUUGCCAAAUAUGAUGCACCUCCAGAAGCUGUAGCAGCCAUUUUGGAAGUGAAGAAAUGCACAGAUCAGAUAUCGCUUGAGAAACAUCUUUUAAUUGAAAAAGUCCAGCCUUCCCUGCCUAAGACAUCUGACAACCCCAUCUAUAGAAUUCACUUCGCUUAUUUCUUCCUCUGCAAAGCCCUCUCAAAUACCCAUGCCUUACAUUAA